This is a messenger RNA of Ictalurus furcatus (blue catfish), 2281 nucleotides long. It is a transcript of the gene slc7a4, whose product is annotated as solute carrier family 7 member 4. Gene Ontology annotation, cellular component: plasma membrane. NCBI's taxonomy places the organism in Eukaryota, Metazoa, Chordata, Actinopteri, Siluriformes, Ictaluridae. Gene Ontology annotation, biological process: transmembrane transport; amino acid transport. The transcript has 5 exons. Gene Ontology annotation, molecular function: amino acid transmembrane transporter activity. The record is from RefSeq and is a predicted model, not a curated record. The coding region runs from base 1 to 1968 and encodes 655 amino acids.
AUGGCGUCGUGCUCUCCAGUCGUGCGUUUCUACCGGAAGGUGAACAGGCUGAAGACGUUAGAAGAGGACAUGAUGGCCACGUCUCUGAGGCGCUGCCUCUCCACACUGGACCUGGCGCUGCUCGGUGUGGGUGCCAUGGUCGGCUCGGGUCUCUACGUCCUCACCGGAGCCGUCGCCAAGGAUAUGGCGGGACCAGCCGUUGUGAUUUCGUUCCUGGUGGCGGGCGUGGCUUCGCUCAUGGCGGCUCUGUGCUAUGCUGAAUUUGGCGCCCGUGUCCCCAAGACAGGCUCCGCCUACAUGUUUACGUACGUCUCCGUCGGUGAGAUCUGGGCCUUUUUGAUUGGCUGGAAUGUCAUUCUGGAGUAUAUGAUCGGCGGCGCGGCGGUGGCUCGUGCCUGGAGCGGCUACCUGGACUCCAUCUUUGACCACCGCAUCCGGAAUUUCACGGAAAGUCACGUACUGCGCUGGGAAGUACCUUUCCUCGCCAGAUAUCCAGACUUCCUCGCGGCAGGAAUACUGCUGGUUGCAUCUUUCUUAAUUUCAUUCGGCGUGCGCGUCUCAUCCUGGCUAAAUCACAUCUUCUCUACCAUCAGCAUGCUAGUCAUUGCCUUCAUCCUGGUCUUUGGUUUCGCACUGGCCGAUCCGGCCAAUUGGAGCGCUCGCAAAGGCGGUUUUGCCCCCUAUGGCUUCUCGGGAAUCAUGGCAGGAACGGCCACCUGCUUCUACGCGUUCGUAGGCUUCGACGUGAUUGCUGCGUCCAGCGAGGAGGCGCGUGACCCUCAGAAGUCUGUUCCCAUUGCAACAGCGAUCUCACUCGCCCUGGCAGCCACAGCCUACAUCCUGGUCUCGAUGGUUCUGACGCUGAUGGUCCCGUGGGACACACUUGACCCGAACUCGGCAUUCUCCGACGCCUUCUUCAGGCGCGGGUACAGCUGGGCCGGCUUUAUUGUGGCUGUGGGAUCCAUCUGCGCCAUGAACACGGUGCUGCUCAGCAACCUCUUCUCUCUGCCUCGUAUCGUGUACGCCAUGGCCGAGGACGGCCUCUUCUUCUCCGUCUUCUCACGUGUUAAUCCCGUCACCAAAGUGCCCGUCAUUGCCAUCUUGGUCUUCGGCAGCCUUAUGUCUGUCCUAGCGCUCAUCUUCGACCUGGAGGCUCUCGUCCAGUUCCUCUCCAUCGGCACGCUGUUAGCGUACACCUUCGUAGCUGCGAGCGUUAUCGUUUUGCGCUUCCAGCCUGAAAAAAAUACCACGGCUAAGAAAGAUGCGCCGGCGCCCUCGCCAGGUCAACAGAGCAACUCCGGCUCCGAGCUCAAGGAGGACAGCGGCGAGCUGAAGGAGUACGAGUCGUUUUCGGAUAAACUGCGCCUGGUGGAGAGGCAGAAGUUCCCGGGUGCACUUAGUGCCCGCUGGGAGCCAUACCUGGGUACUGUACUGGGAGACUGGGCGCCGGGCGAGGUGGUGACGUUCAGUGUGUUGGCGCUGAUGGUGAGCGCCGUGUCGCUCUCCGCAGUGGUUGUUUUUGGAAAUAGCUACCUGGAGCUGCCUACAUGGAGCUUCGUCCUGCUGCUCGUCAUCUUCAGCCUGGCGUUCCUCCUCACCCUCUUCGUCAUCUCCGUCCAUGAGCAGCAGAGGAACACCAAGACCUUCCAGGUUCCCCUGGUGCCGUUUGUACCUGGUGCCAGCAUCCUGCUGAAUGUGUUUCUCAUGAUGAAGCUCAGUCCACUCACCUGGGUCCGAUUCACCAUCUGGGUAGCUGCAGGGCUGUUGGUGUAUUUCGGUUAUGGUAUCUGGCACAGUAAAGAAGGCCUGAAGGAGCCGCAGUGUGUUUCCGCCCGCUACGUGGUUCUGCCCAGCGGGAGUCUGGUGGAAACGGUCCAGAACGUCCAGCCCGAGGGACACACACACACUCACACACCCGCCACAAACGCUCCCACGCCGGCCGUCGACGACCCGCAAGCCAACAGAUGAUCUGCGUCUCUGUACGAACACGUGUUAAACACGCUAACUGUGUAGUGUGCGUGAGUGUGUGUCUUUUUAUGCUUCUCCUUUACUGCCACAGUCUGUUCUGCCUUUCUGAAGACCAUGACUAGGUUCUAGAUUUGGGAAGACUGAUUAUUUUGAGGAAACCCUAAGAGACCGUCUUGGACGUUUGUGUGCGUGUGUGUGUGUGUGUGUGUGUGUGUGAGCUUUCUCUCUAUGUAGUUGUGACUCGUUUGCUUUUGUUGAAUCACUUCCUGUGAUGACUUACUACUGAGGUUCGCCAAAUAUACAGCGGGACACU